Messenger RNA from Carlito syrichta (Philippine tarsier), 2864 nucleotides. RefSeq names its product DLG associated protein 2 (gene DLGAP2). The coding region runs from base 16 to 2742 and encodes 908 amino acids. Gene Ontology annotation, cellular component: postsynaptic specialization; glutamatergic synapse. NCBI's taxonomy places the organism in Eukaryota, Metazoa, Chordata, Mammalia, Primates, Tarsiidae. Gene Ontology annotation, biological process: signaling. Gene Ontology annotation, molecular function: molecular adaptor activity. The record is from RefSeq and is a predicted model, not a curated record. The transcript has 8 exons.
CCUGCCCCUAGGAAUAUGAAAGGACUCUCCACCAGCCGGACCCAGCCUCAGCUGUGCUCCGCGCACACGUGCGGCCUGCCACCCCCCGAGGACUGCGACCACACGCACGACCACCUCCACCAUGGGCAGGAGGUGCGGCCGUCCUACCUGCUCAGCCCACCCGAUGGCUGCCCGGUGGAGCACCACCGCUGCUCGCCACGCAGCUCUGUGCACUCGGAGUGCAUGGUCAUGCCAGUGAUGCUGGGCGACCACGUGUCCAGCAGCACCUUCCCCCGCAUGCACUACAGCUCGCACUAUGACACGCGCGACGACUGUGCCACGGCCCAUGCAGGCACCAAGAUCAACCGCAUCCCGGCCAAUCUCCUGGACCAGUUUGAGAAGCAGCUUCCCAGGCACAGGGAUGGGUUCCACACUCUGCAGUACCAGCGGGCAUCGACCACGGCAGAACAGCGCAGUGAGAGCCCUGGGAGGAUCCGGCACCUGGUCCACUCCGUGCAGAAGCUGUUCACCAAGUCACACUCACUGGAGGGCUCCUCCAAGAGCAAUGUCAACGGGACCAAGGGGGAAGGCCGGGCAGAUGACCACCAUCAUGGUCACCAUGCCAAGCAUGGCAAGAGGAGCAAGAGCAAGGAGCGCAAGCCAGAAAGCAAGCACAGGUCGGGCAUGAGCAGCUGGUGGAGCUCGGAUGACAACCUGGACAGUGACAGCACCUACCGCACACCCGGCGUGCUGAACAGGCACCACAUGGACCCCCUCGCCCACUGCUACCCCGACGCGCUGCAGAGCCCCUUCGGGGACCUCUCCCUGAAGACUUCCAAAAGCAACAAUGAUGUCAAGUGCUCGGCCUGCGAGGGCUUGGCUCUGACACCCGAUGCCAAGUAUAUGAAGCGCAGCUCCUGGUCCACGCUCACGGUCAGCCAGGCCAAGGAGGCCUACCGCAAGAGCUCGCUGAACCUGGACAAGCCCCUGAUGCACCAGGACCUCAAGCCUUCCUUGAGGCCGUGCCACUACCUCCAGGUGCCUCAGGACGAGUGGGGAGGGUACCCCCCUGGCGGCAAAGCGGAGGAGAUUCCCUGCCGGAGGAUGAGGAGCGGAAGCUACAUCAAAGCCAUGGGGGAUGAGGAGAGCGGGGAGUCAGACUCCAGUCCCAAGACAUCACCCAUGUCGGCCAUCCGACCCGAGCCGCUGCUGAAGUCCCUCGGGCAGCGACCCCUUGGAGACCACCAAACCCAGAGCUACCUGCAAGCUGCCAGUGACGUGCCUGUCGGUCACAGCCUGGACCCUGCUGCCAACUACAACUCCCCAAAAUUCCGCUCCCGGAACCAGAGCUACAUGAGGGCUGUCAGCACCCUGAGCCAGGCCAGCUGCAUAAGCCAGGUGAGUGAAGCGGAGAUUAACGGUCAGUUCGAGUCGGUUUGCGAGUCCGUCUUCAGCGAGGUGGAGUCUCAGGCCAUGGACGCCCUGGACCUCCCCGGAUGUUUCCGAACCAGGAGUCACAGUUACCUUCGAGCCAUCCAAGCUGGCUACUCCCAAGAUGAUGAAUGUAUUCCUGUGAUGACACCCUCCGACAUCCCCGCAACCAUCAGGUCAGCAGCAGCUGUCUCAUACACGAAUUACAAGAAAACACCCCCGCCAGUACCUCCUCGGACCACCUCCAAGCCUCUGAUCUCAGUGACGGCGCAGAGCAGCACGGAGUCCACACAGGAUGCCUACCAGGACAGCCGUGCCCAGAGGAUGUCUCCAUGGCCCCAGGACAGCCGUGGCCUCUACAACUCCACGGACAGUCUGGACAGCAACAAGGCCAUGAGCUUGGCUCUGGAGACGGCCGCGGCUCAGCGCCAUGGCCAGGACAACCAGGGCAGCUCCGUGAGGACCAGGGACAAGGCCAUCCUGGCAUCCAAGGCCGAGGAGUUGCUCAAGGGCCGCUGCUCCUCCAUCGGGAUCCAGGACUCUGAGUUCCCAGAGCACCAGCCAUACCCAAGGUCAGAUGUGGAAACAGCUACAGACUCUGACACGGAGAGCCGAGGCCUGCGGGAAUACCACUCCGUGGGCGUGCAAGUAGAGGACGAGAAGCGGCACGGGCGUUUCAAGCGCUCCAACAGCGUCACAGCCGCCGUCCAAGCUGACCUGGAGCUGGAGGGCUUCCCAGGACACGUCGCCACUGAGGACAAAGGCCUCCAGUUCGGCUCAUCCUUCCAGCGGCACUCAGAGCCCAGCACUCCCACCCAGUAUGGCGCGGUCAGAACUGUGCGGACCCAGGGGCUCUUCAGCUAUAGAGAAGACUAUCGGACGCAGGUGGACACAGCCAGCCUGCCCCCACCUGACCCUUGGCUGGAGCCCUCCAUGGAGACCGCAGAGACUGGGAGGAUGUCCCCGUGCCGCAGGGAUGGCUCGUGGUUUCUGAAGCUGCUGCACACAGAGACAAAGAGGAUGGAAGGCUGGUGCAAAGAGAUGGAGAGAGAGGCUGAGGAGAAUGACCUCUCAGAGGAAAGUAAGAGCUCAGGCAUCUCCCGGGGCCAUUGGGCACUGGUGGCCUUGCGGUUAAGCAGGUACCAGAGGGCAGCAUCAGUGGGGAGAGGGCCUUCCUCCAGUACUUGGGAGAAUGAAAAUAAAUGUGCUUGCUACCAUAGCCUACUCAGUUAUGAGAAAGCAUAUGAACACAUGAAAAGAAAAGCAGUCGCUAACAUACCGAACGGCAGUCCUGGUGUUUUGUGUGUUGUGUUUCAUUUUUCAGAUAGUUAGAUACAAGAUUGGUUAUGCUCGCAAUAUUCUUGGUGGCAUAGUUUAUCUCAUAGUUCACUUACCACUUGUCUUUGGUAAGUGGUUUCUAAGAAAUUGUCGUGGCAUUAUGGCCAAGAAAAGUC